CUAUCCUCUCUUUGCUUGGGUGUCAUUUUCCUCCUCAUCGAAAAACCUCUUUGACGUCCUACAAAGACACCAAGUUCUCCUGAGAACAAGCACCAAUCACAACCGUCCAAGACCCAAGCCCGUUUUAUUUUACCAAAACAACAACAACAGCUACUCUACUUCAACAUGCCUCUCUUCUCCCGCCACCCAGAUGAGCCCGUCCAGGAGCCGGUUCCCGAGCCGGUUCCCGUCGAGGAGCGCCCCAAGCGCCACCACGGCCUGUUCGGCAGCCGGCGCUCCCCCUCCCCGACUCCCACCCAUACCACCACGGGCUCGCACGAGAGCGGCCUCAACCGCCAUUCCACUGAUGCCAGCCACACCAGCAGCGGCCACCGCAGCCUGCUGCAGCGCACCUUUGGCAACGGCUCCAUGGGCGAGAUGGACCCCAGCAUCGUGCAGGCUCGCGAGCGCGUCAUGAGCGCCGAGACUGCCGAGAGAGACGCCGACCGCGCCCUGCUGGCCGCUCGCGAGAGCGUCCGCCAAGCCCGCGAGCACGUGCGCAGGCUCGAGCUCGAGGCCGAGGAAGAGGCCCGCCUGGCCAAGAUCAAGCAGUACCACGCCCGCGAGGUCUCCAAGCGCGGCAAGCAGCUCGGCCGCCACGAUGUCUAAGCGGACAUGCCCCUUGUGUGUUUGCUCUCGUCUCCUGAUACCCGCCAAUUGGGG
Molecule: messenger RNA, 702 nt
Organism: Lasiosphaeria miniovina
Lineage: Eukaryota; Fungi; Ascomycota; Sordariomycetes; Sordariales; Lasiosphaeriaceae
Exons: 2
Coding region: 166-648 (160 amino acids)
Source: RefSeq, a predicted model, not a curated record